AUUAUUAUUAUAUAUUCAUUUCUUGUGCAAUGCCUAAAAAUCUUGUUCAAUCUGCUUCUGUUCUUCUUGUACGCCCUGGAUCUAACAGUUCUUCUGGCUAGCCUAACCAAUGAAGCUUUAGAGUUCUUGCCUUAGAGAGUAUAUUAUUUCUACCUUGAAAAUAUCCCUGGAUUGUGCUUAUUUUGUUCCUGAGGGAAUGUCCCCUUCUUUGAGCCUAAUUCCUUUCUUGACUCCUGAAACAGCCUGAAAUAGAGCUGCUUUUUGUGGUCCUUCCUCAGGUUACUUUCGAAGAGAAUAUUUAGGAGAUCUUUAGCGUCUGACUGGAACUGGACAAGGUUACACUACUGGUAGUUUCUUUUAGUUUGUUCGGAUCGAGCAAAAUAGGUUGGAUAUUCAAGUUUUUAGGUAGAACUUUUAAAGCAAUGAUAUAAAGUUCAGAGUAUAUGGUACCAAUCUGAGAUAUUUUAAUCAUCCUACUAUGAGGCAUAACGAAAGUUAAUCUGUAUCUGACCAUUUGUAAUCAGGAUACAAGCAUCAGCUCACAAUGCAUGAAGGUAAUAUCAAUGUUAUAUUCCUUGAUGGUUAAUGAAGAGAUUAGAUUAACUAAAAAGUUAACUUUGCCUAUAUUACAAAUGGAGUAAAAUAUAUUCUCCCGAUUUUUUUAUGGAGAGAAUUUUGAAAAUAGCAGAUGGAAGAUUAGUAUUAUUGGGAGAUGACUUGCUUCUGAGGUCUAAGUAUGCCUCUUUGAAUCUAUUCAGAUCAGGUAGAAGACCAUUCCACACAUUGCAGAAGUUGUGCUGAUCUUUGGACUCAGGAAUUUGACUAGCAUUGUGUUAAACUAAAUGUAAGUGAGGUGGUAGUCAAAAGUAGUUUUGAAGUUGGAUGAAAGUUCAAGAGUAAGUCACUAAAUCAAGUGAGUGUUUAUGAUAAAGCCCUAUAUAGCUUUGAAUAACCUUAAUGCAUCAAAUUUAUUGAACUUAGUAUUCUGGACAACUCUUCAGGGUACUUAUCUUAGCUAGGACACUCAUAAAUGGGCUUCAGUUGUGGAAUCUACUCUCAGUGCUCUUCUAGUAGGUAAUGAUCAUGUAAACUGAACAAAUGAAAAUAUCUUGCUUGAGUGGGUUAGCAGCAGUGUUCUUAAUCAUACAUGUGAUAUCCUCCCAUUUUGAAGAAGUUCGGCAUUUUG
Molecule: messenger RNA, 1186 nt
Organism: Moneuplotes crassus
Lineage: Eukaryota; Ciliophora; Spirotrichea; Euplotida; Euplotidae
Source: the annotation of a GenBank genome assembly